GCGCGCCCCGCCGCGCGCCGCAGCCUCGCCCCGGGAGGGGCCGCGCGCUCGGCGGUUGGUGCCGCGGGGAGAGGCUGAAGGACGAAGCGGCGGCGCCUGCACGGGCUCCCAGGGAGAAGAGGAUAUUCUCCUGAGCCCUGAAGAAAGUAGCAAGUGACUGCUAGAGGCUUCACUCAAGAUUUCCCUGUGGAACGAAGAGCACGUUGAUGCCAGUCGUCAUAUAAGAAACGAGGAGCCCUGAAUAAACACAAAGAAGCCAGUCAAGCACCCAGUCUGUAUUGUGGACAUUGGCACAGCAGCUAAAAUGGUGAGUGAAAGUCACCCCGAGGCCCUGGCAGCACCGCUAGCUACCACCGUAGCAGCAGCCCUUCCGAGUAAUGUCACCGAGCCAGCCAGUCCUGCAGGAGGAGGAGGAGGAGGAGGAAAAGAAGAUGCUUUUUCUAAGUUAAAAGAGAAGUUCAUGAAUGAACUGAACAAAAUUCCACUGCCACCUUGGGCCUUAAUAGCCAUAGCCAUAGUUGCAGUCCUAUUAAUUCUUACCUGCUGCUUUUGUCUCUGUAAGAAAUGCUUGUUCAAAAAGAAGAACAAGAAGAAGGGAAAGGAGAAGGGAGGGAAGAAUGCUAUUAACAUGAAAGAUGUUAAAGAUUUAGGGAAAACCAUGAAAGAUCAGGCUCUUAAGGACGAUGAUGCUGAAACUGGGCUGACUGAUGGAGAAGAGAAAGAAGAGCCCAAAGAAGUGGAGAAACUAGGGAAAAUCCAAUAUUCUUUGGAUUACGACUUCCAGAACAAUCAGCUUCUGGUUGGGAUUAUUCAAGCAGCUGAGCUGCCUGCAUUAGAUAUGGGUGGUACCUCUGAUCCCUACGUGAAGGUUUUCCUGCUGCCUGAUAAGAAGAAAAAAUACGAGACAAAAGUCCACAGGAAGACCCUUAACCCUGUUUUCAACGAACAAUUUACAUUCAAGGUGCCAUACUCUGAGCUGGGAGGAAAGACUUUAGUGAUGGCGGUUUACGACUUCGAUCGCUUCUCCAAGCAUGAUAUCAUCGGGGAGUAUAAGGUUGCAAUGAACACGGUGGACUUUGGUCAUGUCACUGAGGAGUGGAGGGAUUUGCAAAGUGCAGAGAAGGAGGAGCAAGAAAAGCUGGGCGACAUCUGCUUCUCCCUCCGGUACGUGCCUACCGCUGGCAAACUGACUGUGGUCAUUCUGGAGGCAAAGAACUUGAAGAAGAUGGAUGUCGGUGGACUGUCAGAUCCUUAUGUGAAGAUCCACCUGAUGCAGAAUGGUAAGAGGCUGAAGAAGAAAAAGACUACAAUUAAAAAGAACACUCUGAAUCCCUACUACAACGAGUCUUUCAGCUUUGAAGUACCAUUUGAGCAAAUUCAGAAGGUGCAAGUUGUUGUGACUGUUUUGGACUAUGACAAGAUUGGCAAGAACGAUGCCAUCGGGAAAGUCUUUGUGGGCUACAACAGCACUGGGGCGGAGCUGCGGCAUUGGUCAGACAUGCUGGCCAACCCUCGGCGGCCCAUCGCGCAGUGGCACACCUUACAGCCCGAGGAGGAGGUGGAUGCCAUGCUGGCAGUCAAGAAGUAAAUGAAAUCAAAUCAAAUCAAAUCACAAAGAGGAAAAAAGAAGAAAAAAGCCUUUCUGCAUUUGCCCACAAUAGUGCUCUUUAGCCAGUAUCUGUAAAUACCUCAGUAAUAUGGGUCCUUUCGUUUCCAGCCAUGUGUUCCUGGCACAGUCAGUUGUACUUUUAAUUCCCUGGUUUUCAUUUGCACAAAUUGAAAUGCAGAGAGCCCUCUGAAGGCGCUUCAUUCACCACUGCCCCCCUCCCCACCCCCCCCACCCCCACCCCAGAUCUACUCUUCUUUUAAGCAAUAUGAUGUGUAGAUAGAGCAUGACAGAAAUUAUUUAUUGUAUCACACAGUUGUAUAUAUAACACCAGUAUGCUGAGGAUUUCUUUCCAGUUUGUGUAUUUGUAUGUUGUAAGCGUUUCCUAAUCUGUGUAUAUCUAGAUGUUUUUAAUAAGAUGUUCUAUUUUAAAUUAUGUAAAUUGACUGAGAUAUAGGAGAGCUGAUAAUAUAUUAUAGGAUAACUAUCGUAUCGUCUGCAUUCCAGAAGAAAAAGAAACCAACCAACAAGAAAAAUUCCAACUUGUAAGGCACUAGUAGUGUUAUACUGACAUCUUAAAGGACAACUUAAAUCUGAGCUUUCCACUGGACCAUCCUAAUGUCCUAUGCGUCCACAGUGAAUCUUGGAGGGGCAAAUCCAAUUGGGCAGACUUCUUUCACAGGCAACUUAGCAUGAACUGAGCAGCUCCGUGGCUGACCUCAAGGAGAUGUAGCCAGAAGCCAGGAUGUAAUUUUCUUGUAUAUAUUCCGAAGCAAACACAUAGCAGACUGAGAUGGCUUUAGAUUGAAAGUUGAGGAAGCAGUUCCAUAGGAGGCAACGAUUUCACCUGACGUACAAAGCAAGACCAUUGCAGAGGUUGCGCAGGGAAGGGGGGGAGAGAGGGGGGGAGGGAGACGCAGCAGCAGCAGCGAAACGCCGCCAUAAAAGCAAAGAGUAGCUCUCCGUUAUCACCUUUCUACAAAAUUUGCAUACUGUGAAUUCCAUCCACGACUCCACAUUAUAAUGAGUUUGCACAUUAGACUUUGUAACGAGAUAUUUUGUUAUACUGACUCAGAUUAGAAGGAAUGCAGAAUAUUUUUUAGACACAGCCGUGUGAGUUUAUUAUACGAACUAGUUUCAUGGUAAAAACGAGACAGUAUUGUAAUCCCAUCAGAAGAUGACAAAAUUUAGCCAUAGUUCUAAAUGCACUUCAAAGUAAGCCAAAAGAGAACAGCUAGUGACCUUUUAUAUACUAUUUAUACUUAAGUUUUAAUUUGUCCUUGAAAAAAAAAAAAAGAAAAAAAAAAAGGGGGAAAACAAAGAACAAGUUCUAGAGAACUGAAGCAACCUCUUCUGUAUACUAGAUGCUCGUUUCAGGAGGAGUUUUUAAAUGUUUUCAAUGUUACUCUGUAGUAAAUGGCACUAUUAUGAAGCUAUUAGUCAUUCCAUACGAGUCUUGAAAGACUGCUCUGUGUAUCACUGUGACUGCCGUGUGUGCUUAGAAACGUAGUUCUCUCAGUGGAUAGCAACCAAUUUAUUCCGUAGUGAUAUUGUAAUACUACUGCCAUUCCCUUCUACUGCACUGCCGAAGGACCGCGUAGCACAAGCAGUUCUAGCGAUCGUGGACCAAUUUAGAACUGGGGAGCUAUGCAGGGGACAUGGAUGCUAUAUAUUGAAUGGGUUGACCACACAGCAUUUUGUCAAGCCCUGUGCAAUACUCUACAUUUCCCAACCUCCCUCACCCCACCCCCCCCCUCGGCUGCUUUACUGUAGAUAGUCAUCUUACAGCUAGCCAGCAAAUCAUCUCAGCUUGGACCAUCUCAUCAAGUCAUUUAGGGCAUCAUUUCUAUCUCAUGUACCGUCCUUUGAGGCCCCCUCGCUUAUCUUUGCAAGCAGUGAACAGUAUUUAUAACACUUUGAAGAGUUCACUCCUUUCAGCGACGCAAACCACCCCAGAGAUGUGGAAACGCUAACCCUUUUGGGAGGAGGCUGGAGAGUUACCUGUUAAUGUUCUCAUCAGUGGUAUCUGACAGAAAUUGCUGAACUCAAACAACAAAGAUGAAUGUAAACAGAGCCCUGCGUACUGAAAACUAAGUUCCACAGCCUCCCUCAAGGCUCUGCUUCUUGGAGCCAGGCGUAACAGUCUUAGUUAAGAGGUCAGCACAGCAUGGCAAAGCUCUGAUGUUUUCAGUACGUUGAAUGUAAAAGAAACAGCAAAGAAAAGGGAGCAGAACUAAAGUCUGUAUCUCUCCCUGCCUCCAAAAGUGAGAAUAGCAAGACCCACUUUCUUUUUUACAUGACACAUGGGAAAAACACAAGCGAGACAUUGUUCGGAUAGAAACAGGCACAUACAUGCAAAGCAUCAAGCUGGAAUACUUUAAGAUCUUACCUUUAAGGACCAAACACCACCAAAGAAAAGCAGACAGUCAGCUUUCCAGCAUAAGAGCUUCAUGGUCUCCAACUUUCAGUUGUUCAUUCAGGAUAGCUGCAGGUUCAAACUGCCAGAGUGACUCGUUGUGUUAAGGUACUCUUAAUGCUUUCUCUUCCUACACUGCCAGACUGAAGGUCACCUUAGAACUGGUUUGUAAGGUACAAUGAUUCUCAGAGACCGAACCUGCCGUGUGACCAAGAUGACAUUUUCAUCCUCAAAGAAGCCACAUGUACCUUUCUGACAAAGCUGUGUGAAGUAUUAGAAUCUGAUGCUGUAGAAAGAUCCUAGUUGCCUUUGUGUAUAUUUACUGCCUGCUUGAGUGUUUCUCUGUGUGGGUUUUCUCUGUAUCUUGUAGAAAUGUUUGGGGUGUUUUCUCCUGCCAUAUCGCUCGUGGCCCGCGAGCUGACAACUUUAGCCGUAUUUUACCUUCAUUUUUGAUGAGGUGGUUUCUAUUUUGUUUCACUUUGUGUAGUGACUUCCCACAGUAGUUUUCCAAUUGUCGUUAAAAUAACAUACAUAUUACACAGAUACUCAAUAAAACUGUUUUAUUUCCUGUU
This is a messenger RNA of Pogoniulus pusillus (Red-fronted tinkerbird), 4594 nucleotides long. It is a transcript of the gene SYT1, whose product is annotated as synaptotagmin 1. Gene Ontology annotation, cellular component: exocytic vesicle; synaptic vesicle membrane; plasma membrane. Bases 305 to 1588 code for a protein of 427 amino acids. The transcript is spliced from 11 exons. NCBI's taxonomy places the organism in Eukaryota, Metazoa, Chordata, Aves, Piciformes, Lybiidae. The record is from RefSeq and is a predicted model, not a curated record. Gene Ontology annotation, biological process: cellular response to calcium ion; calcium ion-regulated exocytosis of neurotransmitter; regulation of calcium ion-dependent exocytosis. Gene Ontology annotation, molecular function: clathrin binding; syntaxin binding; phosphatidylserine binding.